AUGCCGGAAAGUGGACCAGUGUAUCAGCCGACGACGGUAUCGUUCGAGGCACGCCCGAGUGCCGGCGGUUUGCUGGCACAAACUACAGCCGCCUCGUCGAUGAAGAUGCUCCGCAAACCGGCCAUACAGGUGUCCAUACUGGUGUUCGGUUUGAUCAUGUUCGCAACAGGAAUAGCACUGGUUGCGAGCGGUUCAGCAGACUAUUCCGAUGCCGAGCAGCAUCCGGAAAUUAAUCCGGAGGGCAAGGUGCAGGAAGAGCAAAUCGAUGUGGGAUUGAUCGUAACCGGUGCGAUCAUUACACUGUUCGGGAUCAUUUUCCUAGGACUGUACGUGAAGGUAGCUGAUUGGCGCCGCAGCUGCGUGUGUCCGUGCGUGCUGUCGAAAAAGCAGGGCCUAGCGCGGCAACUGCAAGGGAACGGUGGUGGUCAAAUUUUGGCCUUAAAUCCGAGCACCGAUCCGCUGGUAUCGCACACGCAGUAUGCACCAGUGUCCGAAAUUCCGACCCGCCAGGAGGACGAGGAACGGCGGAACCUGAUGCCGGACAGCAAGGAUUCGUGUAUGAGCAGUGCGGAAGAAUCGGACCGGAUGCUCGAUACGGAUCCGCGGAUCGUGCUCCGGCCGAUUGGGAGCACCUUGGAAGAUGCUUAAAUGUAUGUACACAAACACCCAAAACCCAUACAC
Messenger RNA from Anopheles maculipalpis, 681 nucleotides. RefSeq lists its product as uncharacterized. The record is from RefSeq and is a predicted model, not a curated record. NCBI's taxonomy places the organism in Eukaryota, Metazoa, Arthropoda, Insecta, Diptera, Culicidae. The coding region runs from base 1 to 648 and encodes 215 amino acids. The transcript is spliced from 3 exons.